This is a messenger RNA of Fusarium mangiferae, 1749 nucleotides long. RefSeq lists its product as uncharacterized. The coding region runs from base 1 to 1749 and encodes 582 amino acids. The record is from RefSeq and is a predicted model, not a curated record. The transcript has a single exon. Lineage: Eukaryota; Fungi; Ascomycota; Sordariomycetes; Hypocreales; Nectriaceae.
AUGGCCACGAUCGAGCCACGCUUAAUUCAUCUGCUCAACGAGCCAACGAGACCGCAACUCAACCAUGCCGAUCUUCCACCGCUUCAUUCCCUUGCAUUCCCUUCUGCCACUGAUCGAUCAUUGGCCCCAAUCGAGUCCGACACGAAUCAGUAUGGUGAUAGACCACUUGCUGACACGCAGUCUGUUAUUAACGCCGUUGAUUUAAUAAAUUUGACCAACGAUGAUAUUUCUUCAGAACCCCGCAAGGAAGGGAAUGUUCAGGAUGGAAAGAUUGUACCGGCUUCCGGAGGAUUUCCGCUGCGAGUAGCUUCAAGCGACUCGGAUGCUGUAGAACCAACCAGUUCAAUAAGUCGGUUAUUAGGUGACGGUCCCGAGCUUUUUGAAGACGUAUCGAACAAAAAACGACAUCGCAGCCUCCAUGUUAAAGAUGAGUUCAUGCAGCUCCCACAACCACUGAAAAAGCAAAAAGCCGCUCAGCAAGCGCCAGUAAUGCCACCGAUCAUCAAUGGGCUUCACGAACCUCCACCUCACGCCGCUUUGUUUCCUCCUAUAUCGUCGGAUUCGUUUGAUAGCAAGGAUGGCUCGCAUAUGAAGGCAAUGCCCGAUUUUAUGCAGCCUUCCGUCCAGCCAUCCACUCAAGCGUCUCAAGAUGCUGAAGCGGUUUCGGUAGCUAGCAAAACGCGCAAGCGGACCAGCAAACCGAGACGGAAGUGGUCUGAAGAGGAGACAAACCAUUUGUUAUUGGGCGUCAAUCGAUAUGGGGUCGGAAAGUGGACGAGCAUACUUGAAGAUACCGACUUCAAGUUUAACGACCGCACAGCUGGGGAUCUCAAGGAUCGGUUCAGGACGUGCUGCCCCGAGGAGCUCCGCAAGUCCAAUCGACCGCUUGAACUAGACUCGCCUUCACGCUUCGAUCGGGCGUCGAACCAGACGGGCAAAACAGAUGUGCACUUUGAAAGGAUAUUGAUGGAUGGAAAUAGUGCAUCGGCAGAAUACACGGCCUCAACGAUGCAGCAAGAGGUUGACACUACUCCUAAACAGAAAAGAAGUCGAGCACAUCGCAAGAAGAUGAAGGAUCUUGUGGAGCUCGGUAUUCAUGGGCCUUUCAAGAAGUCGCAUCGCCGCGAACGUCGACCUUUUACUGAACAAGAUGACAUGGAAAUUCUUAAGGGUUUGGAGAUCCAUGGGCCCGCUUGGACCAAGAUUCAUCGUGACCCGCGCUUCAAUCUUUCCAGUCGCCAACCAACAGACUUGAGAGACCGAGUACGCAACAAAUAUUCCAGUGUUUAUCAGCGAAUAGAGAAAAGCAAUCUCCAGGCCAGGGAGAUGAGCCGGGGGAACGAUGUUGUGGUACCGUCUAUGAGAAUACCAGCUGGGAAUUUAUUUGAACCUCGAAAGGCUACAACAUUAGAGCCACAAAUGAACCAGUCGACCUCGCGCGAAGACCUUUCUCGAUGGCCAGCUCAGCAAAAAAUCGAAACAGGUGACAUUAUGGGAGCAGGCCAUGUUUUCGAGUUCGGUGAAACUAUGCCACCUCAAUUCAUGGGUGGUGAGAUGGACAUCUCGCGCUUAUUACUUGAUGAUGCCAAGCUUUCGCCAGCGAUUCCACGAUUUGGUAUUGAGGGCAUCCCUGGUCUUUCUCCACCAACAAAUACCCCACAGAAAAGUCACAUCAAAGAAGGAAUGCAACACCCGAGUAGGUUAUCAACAGUCGGGCCAGCAUCUAUAAGUCGCAGUUCUCUUCAUUAA